Engraulis encrasicolus (European anchovy) is the source of this 4839-nucleotide messenger RNA. It is a transcript of the gene ercc6, whose product is annotated as excision repair cross-complementation group 6. Gene Ontology annotation, cellular component: nucleus. Lineage: Eukaryota; Metazoa; Chordata; Actinopteri; Clupeiformes; Engraulidae. The coding region runs from base 106 to 4692 and encodes 1528 amino acids. Gene Ontology annotation, molecular function: ATP binding; ATP-dependent chromatin remodeler activity. The record is from RefSeq and is a predicted model, not a curated record. The transcript has 24 exons. Gene Ontology annotation, biological process: transcription-coupled nucleotide-excision repair.
AGCAUCGAAGGCGAGUCCACAUCAGAAGGCGCACCAUCCCACUUUGCUUUCAGAAAUAAAUGUUUUGAAAGUGUAUCCGGCGUUUGCCAGCCAGUUGUAGCCAUCAUGGCGUCAGAUUGUGAUGGACAGCAGGAUCGCCUGGCAACAACGAAUCAGAGUGUGGAGGAGGGUGAUGGAGUGCAGGAUCGCCUAGCAACAGCCAUGAAGGAGGAAGAGGAGGAGAAUGACGUCACGGCCCCAGGUUCCAGUGGGCCCGUCCCUCCUCCACAGGAGGGGGAGGGGUCAGGGACGGGCAGGAAGGCUCCUCUGGUGAAGAUUGACAGGCAGCAGAUCCAAUCGGUGGCCCAGGGGGCUCAGGGGGAAGAGCUAGCCGGGCUGGGCGUGGCCGUGUACGACCAGGACGUGCUGGAGCAGGGCGUCAUGCAACAGGUGGACCAGGCCAUCCAAAGGGCCAAUCAGGAGGCUGCUCGUGCCGAUGCUCAGAAGGAGUACGAGUCGGUGCUGGACGAUGUCAGGUCGUGUGUGACGGAGCUGAGGCACAUCAAUAAGAUCCUGGACCAGCUGGCUCCCCACUCCACCAGCAAGGAUAUCAGCCGGAAGAUGGAGUCCGUACGCAGACAGAAGGAGAACAAGGAGAAGCAGCUAAAGAAGAUGCGUGCCAAGCAGAAGCGUCUACAGGCUAUACUGGGAGGAGAGGACGCAGAGAGACUGGAACAGGCUGCCAUACUGGAGGAGGGGGAGGAAGAGCCCGGUCCUUCCACCCUGGGCAGCAUGCUGAUGCCGUCUCAGGAGACGGAGUUUGAGGAACUUAUCCGCCUGGGUCACAUGACCCCCUUCGGAACCCGCGUGACCCCGCCCACGGAGACGAAGCCACCAACCAGGAAGCUGAUGCUGAGUGAGGGCGGCGGCUUCGAGGAGUUCCUCAGCCAACAGGUGGCCCUCGCUCAGAGCCGCAAGAAGAAGCCCCACCCAUCCACGCCCUCCAAGAGGCAUUGUGGAGGACCCACUCCCUCCAAGAUCAGCACUAAGCCUCCAGGCUCCGCCUCUGAGGACCGUAAGAUGGCCAAACGGAUGCAUCGCUUGCAGAAGGUGGCGUUGCGGGCGCACCCUCGCGCCCGGGAGGAAGCGGCGAUCUCUCGAGGAUUGUUGAGGAAACGCCGCCUGGAGAGGGACGAAGAGGACAGCGAGGCCGGCUCGGAUAGAGAGAUCAGAGACCCUCACAGGAAGGAGUGGAGCGGAGAGGAGGAAGAUGAAGAGGAGGAGGAGUGGAAAGCAGGAAGUGAUGAAGAGGAGGAGUAUGAACUGAAGCCGUAUACUAAGAAGAAAGGAGGGAGAGGAGGAGGAGGUGGAGGAGAGAAGAAGAGAAGGAGAGAUGAAGAGGAGGAUGAAGAGUACUGUCCCAGCGAGUCUGAUGAAGAGGAGCAUUCUGGGAAGAAAACCAAAGACAAGAGACACAGAGACGACGGAGACAUGAAGUACUACACACAGAGGAUCAGGCGCUGGAAGCGAGAGCGAUUGCUGGAGAGAGAGAAGAGGAGAGAGGGAGGAGAGGAGGAUUCGGAGGAGGAGAGCGAUGAAGAGUUUGAUGAAGGCUUUAAAGUACCAGGCAGCCUCUGGAAGAAGCUAUUCAAGUAUCAGCAGACGGGUGUGCGGUGGCUGUGGGAGCUGCACUGCCAGCAGGCGGGGGGCAUCCUGGGAGAUGAGAUGGGGCUGGGGAAGACCAUCCAGGUCAUCGCCUUUCUAGCAGCACUCAGCUACAGCAAGAUCAGGACCAGAGGGUCUGGAUACAGGUUUGCAGGUCUGGGCCCUACUGUGAUAGUGUGCCCGGCUACGGUGAUGCACCAAUGGGUGAAGGAGUUCCAUACCUGGUGGCCAGCGUUCAGGGUUGCAGUACUGCACGAGACAGGAUCCUACGCCAGCAAGAAGGAGCGUCUGAUCCCUGAGCUAGCGCGUAGCGGCGGUGUGCUAGUGACGUCCUACAGUGCCAUUCGUCUCCACCAGGAGUCGCUGCAGAGGCACGAUUGGCACUACGUCAUCCUGGAUGAGGGACACAAGAUUCGCAACCCCAACGCACGCGUCACCGUGGCCUGCAAACAGUUCCGUACUCCGCACCGCUUGAUCCUGUCGGGUUCCCCGAUGCAGAACAACCUGAAGGAGCUCUGGUCUCUCUUCGACUUCGUCUUCCCGGGCAAACUGGGCACGCUCCAGACCUUCAUGGAACAGUUCUCCGUACCAAUCACAAUGGGCGGAUAUGCCAACGCAACACCUGUGCAGGUGCAGACAGCGUAUAAGUGUGCGUGUGUGUUGCGCGACUCCAUCAACCCGUAUCUGCUGCGGCGCAUGAAAGCGGAUGUGAAAGCCAACCUAGCACUGCCGGAUAAGAACGAACAGGUGUUGUUCUGUAAGCUGACAGAGGACCAGCGGCAAGUGUAUCAGGGCUUCCUGGACUCCAAACAGGUCUACCAGAUACUCAACGGAGAGAUGCAGGUGUUCGCUGGCUUGAUAGCUCUUCGUAAGAUCUGUAACCACCCUGACCUGUUUACUGGCGGGCCUGCUCCGCUAGGGGGCGCUGUAGAGGAGCAGACUGAAGAGGAGCGUUUUGGCCACUGGGGGCGCUCUGGCAAGCUGCGGGUGGUGGAGUCCCUACUGCGCAUCUGGCACAAGCAGGGGCACAGAGCACUACUGUUCACACAGUCACGACAGAUGUUGGACAUUCUGGAGAUGUUUGUGCGAGAGAUGGGCUACACUUUCCUCAAGAUGGACGGAACGACCACAGUGGCAUCCAGACAACCCCUAAUAAACAAGUACAACGAGGAUAAGUCUAUCUUCGUGUUCCUGUUGACCACUAGAGUGGGGGGGUUGGGAGUCAACCUGACGGGGGCCAACCGAGUCAUCAUAUACGACCCCGACUGGAACCCCAGCACAGACACACAGGCUCGUGAGCGUGCGUGGCGUAUUGGACAGAAGCAGCAGGUGACGGUUUACAGACUGCUGACCGCCGGAACCAUCGAGGAGAAGAUAUACCACAGGCAGAUCUUUAAGCAGUUUCUGACCAAUCGCGUGCUGAAGGACCCUAAGCAGAGACGCUUCUUCAAGAGCAAUGACAUCUACGAACUCUUCACUCUCAGCAGUCCAGAUGGGGGAGAGGGGACAGAGACCAGUGCUAUAUUCGCAGGCACCAAUUCGGAAGUCCAGGCCCCCAAGAAGACCAAAGCUCCUGCGAUCUUCCCUGUGAAACCCCGUCCUUCCUCCUCCUCUCGUCCCCCCUCCUCCUCUCGCCCUCUCCCCUCCUCUCGUCCUCCUUCCUCCUCCGCUUUCUGUGUCCAAGACGACGACAAUGCCCCCCCUCCCCCCACCCGCCCCACACAAGCGGACCACAACGGAACCACCUCAAAAACACACACUCCGACUCACGCAGACGUGGACGCACACGCUCACGCAUCUCCCGACGCGACAGCGGACCAGAACUCAGGCCCCGGUGCCAGGAACGGAACGCCACGCACGCCUCCCAACGGCCUUCCGGAACCGAGCCACAUUCCAAACAGCACGGGGAAGGAAUCGGAACAUACACACACACCCUCACACACACACUCGAAUACACAGAAGCAUCGGGAGAAGAGAAAGCACUGUGACCAAGAGGAAGAGGAGGAAAGAAGUAAACACAAACACAAACAAAAACAUGGUGACGACGGCAGUAAACACAAACACAAACACAAACACAGCGAGCAGGACGGUAAACACAAACACAAACACAAACACGGCGAGGAGAGCAGUGGUAAACACAAACAGAAGGGUAAGGACGGUAGGCGGCGGCGUCGAGAGGAAGUGCGUCUGGACGGCGAGCGCGUCUCCUACCUGGUGAGGAAGAGCGUGUUCAAGAACAGGGAGGAAGAGGAAGAGGAGCAGACGCCGGACAGGAGGAAGAGCGACGACUACGUGCUGGAGAAGCUCUUCAAGAAAUCAGGUAUCCACAGCGUUAUGAAGCAUGAUGCGAUCAUGGAGGCUUCUAACCCCGACUACGUGCUGGUGGAGGCUGAAGCUGACCGGGUGGCCAAAGACGCUCUCCGCGCCCUCAAAGUCUCAAGACAACGCAUGAGGAUGCCAUAUAACACACCACCCCCACCACCAAACAAGAAGCGCUUUGGUCAGAAGAAGAACUCUCUGCUGUCUCAGCCACAGACACACACUCCAGAGAAACCAGAGAAGUGCAAGGACGCGGCCAUCAUCAAGAAGACCGUCGGCAUCGUCAAGCGCCCGUCGUCGUCGGGGGCGGGUCACUUCAGCGGCGAGGCAGCCAAUGGCGACGCGGCGGCCGAACAGGAAGCCCUGUCCUCCUCCUCGCUGCUGCAGCGAAUGAAAGAGCGCAACCACAUCAGCAAGCCCCACCUGCUGGAAGCGGAUCGCUCCGACGACGAGGAUCAAGAGGAAGGGGCGGGAUCUGCGGCGGCGCGAUCUGACCAACCGCGCGUCCCGACGGAGCACGACGAGCUGCUGUCGGAGCUGUUGGCGUUCGUGGCGUUCGGGGCGGCGGUGGACGGGCAGGCGGGCACCCAGGAGCUGCUGGAGCGCUUCACGCCCUCGCUGACGGAGACGCACACGCCCGUCUUCAGGACGCUGCUCAGGCAGAUAUGCUCCUUCAGCAGGGAGGGCGGGGGAGGAGGGAUUUGGAGACUCAAACCGCAGUACCGCUGAUGGACAGAUGCACACACAUACACACGUGCAUUCACACACACACACACACACACACACACACACACACACACACACACACACACACACACACACACACAUACAUAUACACACGCUGAUGGACAGACACACACACACAUGCAGAUAUAC